AUGUCAAGCUCCUGGGGGCACCUGCGUCUGAUGAGGAGACCCAGUUCCGACACCCACAGCUUCAACGAGACAUGCUCGUGGACAGAGCAGCUGCCGCAGGUGGGGGCUUCGUGUCUGCCCACCUCCCGGAGCCAGAGAGCCCCGUCGGCAGACCCCAGGGACCAGGCGCGUCCAGCCUCCACGCAGAGGGUGCCCUCCUGCAUCUCCACCUCCAGAAACAGAGGAGGCGCCCAGGCUGGCUCUGCCCGCCGCACACCCGUGAGCAUCACCGGGGGUUACUGCCAUCUGCCCAGCAUAGGCUGCACAGCUGGCACCACACAAGACGUGCAGAAGACACAGGCCCACCCCGCGGGGUUCACCGUCCAGCCAGACGCCACCAGCGGCUCCCGCAGCAAACGCUUGUGA
Molecule: messenger RNA, 405 nt
Organism: Rangifer tarandus platyrhynchus (Svalbard reindeer)
Lineage: Eukaryota; Metazoa; Chordata; Mammalia; Artiodactyla; Cervidae
Source: the annotation of a GenBank genome assembly